Messenger RNA from Saccostrea echinata, 2839 nucleotides. Its product is annotated as prenylated Rab acceptor protein 1-like. The transcript is spliced from 7 exons. The coding region runs from base 12 to 611 and encodes 199 amino acids. Gene Ontology annotation, cellular component: Golgi apparatus. The record is from RefSeq and is a predicted model, not a curated record. Lineage: Eukaryota; Metazoa; Mollusca; Bivalvia; Ostreida; Ostreidae.
UCCAAACUAGAAUGACAGAUAAUUAUGGUUCCAAGUUGGAAGGAAAUAUAGAUAUUCCUGAAGUUGACCAAAAUUUCAAAGGAUCAUUUUUAUCUUCUGCUUUACAGUCAAGAAUGUCUAUAUCACUGUCUAAUGUAAAUGCCAGAGAAUGGUUCACCAAGACCAGAGAGGGUGUCAAACCAUGGGCUGAGUUCUUCAACUUCAACAAGUUUAAAGUUCCCAAGUCAGUAGCACCUGUUCCUAAGCGGGUGGUACGAAACAUUGAACAAUUCCAGAGUAACUACAUGUUUGUCUUUGGUGGUCUUAUUGUUUUCUGCAUUUUGACGUCCCCCUUACUGUUGGUGGCAAUAGCAGUCUGUCUUGGAGCUUGCUACAUCAUAAGUCUGAAAAACCAGGAGAGAAAAGUCAGAAUAUUAGGGAAAGAAUUAAGUUUGGUCCAGCAGUAUGCUGCUGUUGGAUUGUGUUCUUUUCCUAUUUUCUGGUUGGCUGGGGCAGGAUCAGCUGUUUUCUGGGUCAUAGGUGCCUCCUUCUUUAUUAUCAUGCUCCAUGCUUCAAUGUACAUAACAGCAGAGGAGGCAGAAGUGAUAGAGCUGGAAAUGGAAGAAGUCUAGAAAUUCUUCAGGCUCUACUUCUUAUACUGUGGCAAUAUCAUAUUUGUCUCUACAGAGGGCAAGGGAACUCAUCAUUUUCUGUUUAGUGAAAUUCAUUGUAUUUGUGACCAUCAGAUGGGGUAUUAUUUUACAAUAUUACAAUAUUAUGGAUGUAUAACUUGUUAUACAAUCAUUUUGAUAUGAUGACAAUCUAUGUCCAUACAUGUAACAUGUCAAAAUUUUUACUUGCAUUUAACUGUUAUCACAUAACCUAGCUUUUCCUAUGCCAUUCCAAGUCUCUCCCAUACAGAGAUUUAAAGAAAAAAACACAUUUAUUCCAUGAAGAUUCUUAUUUCUGAAUAUAUAUGUGAACAAAUAUUUUCAAUGAAACUUUUACUUUAUACAUGUAUAUUUUUAGAUGGAAUUUGAAAUGUUGCUUGUUGAACUUCAGUAGAUCAGAAAAUAGGUGUUUUAACAAAUGUGUAUUGAGAAAUCAAUACACAUACAUGUACUAGUGAUGUGUCUCCAUGCAAUCAUUUAUUUUACUUAAAAUUUUAUGCUCACUUUUAAAACAAAAAUCAAGAUCUACUGUGAAAUCACUAAUUUUCAUUGGGGUUCAAUUUUCCUUGUUUUUGUGGUAUGACGAGACCCAGGAAGUACUAUGUCCUCCAUGAAAUGUAAAGUUUGAAAUAUAUAACAACUUGACACUUCAACACCCACAAAAUCAUCCCCACAAACCAAUAAUUUUUCCUCGAAUACGAUCUCACAAAAAUAUGUGAUUGGGAUUGUUAAGUGUAAAUUAAAUCCCCCCCCCCCCCCUCCAGAAAAAAGAUAAUCUUAAGUUUGAGUGUAAAGCAAAGUUAUUUAGGCUGUAAUAGACAUACAUGUAAUUUUAUUUAGAGAUAAUAUAAUUUUCUUUUCUAAACUGUCAUUUGUCAACUGUUUUUUUUUUUUGUUUUUUCCCAGCUGUGGAUAAUUACAUUUAUAUGAAAUGUAAGAUUUUGCCUUAUCAAUUUUUGAAAAACAUUUAAUUUAUUUUGAUGUCGUAUCUUUUAGAUGUACAUGAUAUAUGUAUAUGAAUCUCAUUUAUUGUUUUAAUCAUAUGAAGAAUUUUGUUAUCAUGUAGAUAUAGGGACUUACAUGUAAAAGUGAUAUAAAAGCAUGUAGUCUUAAAAAAGAUGAAAAUACUUGUGAUACAAUGUUAAUUAGUUAUAAGUGAUAAAAUCAUUUUUUUUAUUAGCAAUGCAUGCCUGAGCUGAAAGUUCAAGUGAGCUUUUCUGAUCAAAUUUUGUCCAGCUUCUUUCUGUCCAUCCUUUUGUCCAUCUGUCUGUCUGAAAACUUUUCACAUUUUUGAUUUCUUCAAGAACUACUGUGCCAAUUUCAUCCAAACUUUUCACAAAAGACCCUUGGGUGAAGGGAAUUCAAGUUUAUUCAAAUGAGGGCCACAUCCUCUUUCAAAGGGAGAUAUUUAAGAAUAAGUGAAAAUUUAGUGACAUCUUUCGAAAUCUUCUCCUCAGUAACAGCAAAGACAUGAUUAGUCAUACUGACACGGAAGCAUCUCAGGUAGUGUAGAUCAAGUUUGUUCAAAUCAUGACCCUGGGGAAAAGGUGGGGCCACAGUGGUUGAUCACAGUUUUACAUAGGAAUAUAUAGGAAAAAAUCUUUUAAAACCUUCUCAAGAACCAAUGGGCCAGAAGAGUUGAAACUUAGUGAAAGCUUUAUUACAUAGUAUACAUUUAAGUUGUUCAAUUGAUGACUCCCAGAGCUACAUGUAGGAUGGGGCCACAAUGGGUAAUAAAAAUUUUACAUAGGAAUAUAUAGGAAAAAAUCUUUCAAAAUCUUCUUUUCAAGAACAGCAAUGGCAUGACAAGUCAUAUUAAUAUGGAAGCAUCCUCAGAUGGUAUAGAUUUAAAUUUAUAGCCUCCGGGUGAACAUGUAGGGUGAGGCGCCACUAGACGAUCAAAGUUUUACAUAGAAAUAUUUGGGGGGAAAAUCAGCUGAUGAAGAAUAGCAGGUCCAGGUGACUAUGGUGAGCAUUGUGACCUAUGGGCCUCUUGUAAAUAUAUAUAUAUAUAUAUAUAUAUAUAUAUAUAUAUAUAUAUAUAUAUAUAUAUAUAUAUAUAUAUAUAUUCAGUGAUUUAAUGCGUUUCUGGUGUUUUAUUUUUUCUUGAUAAUACCAAUGUAUUUUGGCAUGCUUAUGAAGGAAAAUAAAUAUUUUGAAGUGAAUAAAAGUUAACUAUUUUAGAAGCC